Alnus glutinosa is the source of this 1201-nucleotide messenger RNA. RefSeq names its product protein RKD5. NCBI's taxonomy places the organism in Eukaryota, Viridiplantae, Streptophyta, Magnoliopsida, Fagales, Betulaceae. Gene Ontology annotation, molecular function: DNA-binding transcription factor activity. The record is from RefSeq and is a predicted model, not a curated record. Bases 72 to 1040 code for a protein of 322 amino acids. The transcript is spliced from 5 exons.
ACGCGGCUUCUUCAUCGGCCUACCUUUUGUUAAAGCAGUUGUUUUUCAAUAAUCAUCUUCUACUCUUCCUCAUGGAUUCUUCUCAAACCCAUGUAUUAAGAGCUCUCUUAGUCUUUCAAAGCACCGUUAAUGAAGAGUUGAUCAGGAGUUUGCAUGUGUACCGAUUGGAGGAUGGGAAGGAAAAUGAAGUUGAGAGGGAGUUUUUGUUCUCGGCCAGUGGGUCGUACACGGAAAUGGAAGCUGACCCAGCUCUCAUAUCGCUCAAGUUUCGGGUUUCCGAAGUGUUUGAAGGGCUUGUGAACGGUUUUUGGCUUUGCAUAUUUGCAUUUCAUGCCGAUCGUCCCCCUCUUUGUUCAUGCAUUCCUUCUCUACUCUCAAUCUCCAGAAAUCCCAAUCUGAAGUCAGUACCAAGAUUGGCCGGUGAUCUUGAAAUGAUUUUCCAGUUGGGCUGCAAAAUGGACGGCAAUCCAACAAAGGAAAUGUGCCAACAGAGUGAUGAUACUUACCAUCAAUCAACAAAGAGUAUGCCCGCGCUUCAUCAGGAUCUGAACUGUCUUCCUUAUCCGGUUGCCAUGUCUGAACUAUCAGAAGAUCAACAAAAGGAACACUGUUCACCAGGUAUUGCAGAGAGUAAGAAAAAGAGGGCAGCCAGUGAACACAUUGCUAGAAUUGCUUUACCCGAUCUGGCCAAGUACUUCGAUCUUCCAAUCGUGGAAGCUUCAAGAAAUUUGAAAGUCGGACUUACAGUUCUCAAGAAAAAAUGUAGAGAAUUUGGUAUUGCUCGUUGGCCGCAUAGGAAGAUCAAAUCCCUUGACAGUCUCAUUCAAGAUCUUCAGGAAGAGGCAAAACGCCAACAGCAGGAGAAUGAGGCUGCAGCCAUGGCAGUAGCAAAAAGGCAAAGGAUGCUGGAGAGUGAAAAAGAAAAUAUAGAGAGAAAACCCUUCAUAGAGUUGAAAACUGAGACCAGGAGAUUCAGGCAAGAUGUUUUCAAAAGAAGGCAUAGAGCUAGAGCUCUUAGAAAUCAUGGUCCAUCAGUCUGAAGCAAUAAGGGUAGAGACUAAUAAAGUACGGAUCAGAGAGCAAGAGCAAGAACAAACCGUAUUUAAUUUGUAAAAAAGUUGGCCUUCCAUUGGCACCGUUUUGCUUCCUAUUGUGGUCUUUCCCUAUCUUUUAUGGUUUGCCACCAUGUGUGUUUACAUGA